GAAAACCAUAGUGAAAGGACUGAAUGAGACAGAAAGGACUGGACUGCACACAUUUCACACUACUUUGCUGGAAGCACAGCUGGAAUAUGAGCUUCUGGAGCCAGGUGAACUUCAGAGGCACGUGAACAUCUGGGUUCAACUGCUCUUCAGUUCAUAGAGUCUUGUCUGCUCAACACUACCUUUUUCUCUUAAUCUGCUCCUGUGGAUCUAAAGCUCUACAUGAUGAGCGACCACAAAGAGAAACCCCAGGGCAGCAAAAAAGGGCCCAAUGUCAAACCGAAGCUUGACAGCAAGGGCAGCUUCAACCUGGGAACUUCAGAGCAACGUCAGAGACACAAGACUCUUAGGAGAAGCCGCAGCAAUGAUGCAGAAAUCCGUCGUCGAGAAAGUAGCCGAGGUAGAGAAAGGGACUGGAGAGAGGGAGGAAGGCAACAACGGGGUCGCAGCGAGGAGGGCAGGAGGAGAGUUCGUGACUCAGAGUAUAGACACCACAAGACCGAACAACCCAGAGAUGACCUGCAGGACACAGAGUGCAUUGUGUGUUUCUGCAGCUUUGACAACGUCUUCAAAGCUCCCAAGCUGCUCUCCUGCGGACACACGUUCUGCUUGGAAUGCCUGGCUCGCAUCAACGUGAAUUCUUCAGAGAUCAAGACGCUGUCUUGUCCGAUCUGCCGGGAGCCGACGGAAAUCCGACACGGCCGAGAUCUACCACAGUUGGGAAACAACGAAGACAUCUUCCGCAAACUCCCAGCAGAGAUGCAACGGGCGCUUUCCGUGCGGUUUAAACGCAGCAAGGGCAAACUCAUUCUCAAGAAUCCUCCACCCAACAGCCUCAUUAAGACCUCCUUAAAUUUGCCGGUGUUGAAGAAGAAAGAGGAGCAGGUGGGUGGAAACCCGCUUGGAGUCAUGGAGGAAGGCCUCGGCCAGGCGACUAUAAUCGAUGUGGGAAGGCCGCCAAGCAGGAUGAGGGGUCGCAUGAGAAGGAUGAUGUAUUCCAAUCAAUGCUAUUAUGCCGUUGUCGCAGCCAUCAUCGCAAUCACUGUGGCAUUAAUGUUGGUGGGCAUCUUCACCUUUGUGGUGAUGCCCUAUAUGCACAAACCAGAUAGACCAUUCCAGAACCAAACUUCUUCAGAUACAUCGCCUUGAAAAAUGAGGAAACUGACAGCACUAAGGAAGGAUGGCGAGCAGAGCAAAACAAGCUAUUCUCGGUGGGGCCUGUUGCAUUGAAAACAAAACAGCAUUUUUUUGCUUUUGUGCAAGAUGCUUCAGACUUACUUGAUAGGAAUGAACUGGAAAAACUUGAAUAUACGAUGCACUGAAGUCUAUUAAGCACAGACAUAUUUUACACGAACUGAGACACUGUUUUGCAAAAGGUCUUUAAGAACAUCAGGGAACAAUGACAUCUAUUCUGACCAGAACUGUAUUUUUUAAAGAAAUUUUAAAGGACUGUAUCAUACAAUAUUACUAUUCCAAUUUGAUUUCAUGAAGAAUUAUGUAUUUUCAUGUAUUUCUUAUCUAUAUGGUUUAUGGUAUUGCUGCUAAAGGACAAAAAUGUAACAAUUCAACAAUGCAAAUCACCUCAGUUUAAAAAGUGCAUUGCAGCACUAUUGUAAGCUCAUAAAUGUUCUUUCUUAUGUUAGAAAGACAUUUAUUAGAAACAGAUACUUCUGAUAUAUACUGCACAUAAUGUAAAUAUUAUAAUCUGAUAUAUAUAUAGUUUAUGUUCUUUCUUUUUUUUUAAUUCUUUACACAAAUGGGAAGAGGCCAAGGUGGAAAAUAAUAAACAAUUAAGAACAUUCACUGUCUGAGUGGCAUGCGAUUACAACUUCAUUAAGAAAACAUAAAAAUAAAAUAAACUUGAUGGCUUUGUAAUGUCA
This is a messenger RNA of Puntigrus tetrazona (Sumatra barb), 1877 nucleotides long. RefSeq names its product ring finger protein 183 (gene rnf183). NCBI's taxonomy places the organism in Eukaryota, Metazoa, Chordata, Actinopteri, Cypriniformes, Cyprinidae. Gene Ontology annotation, biological process: protein ubiquitination. Bases 220 to 1146 code for a protein of 308 amino acids. The transcript is spliced from 2 exons. Gene Ontology annotation, molecular function: ubiquitin protein ligase activity. The record is from RefSeq and is a predicted model, not a curated record.